Messenger RNA from Oryzias melastigma (Indian medaka), 4383 nucleotides. It is a transcript of the gene palm3, whose product is annotated as paralemmin 3. The record is from RefSeq and is a predicted model, not a curated record. Lineage: Eukaryota; Metazoa; Chordata; Actinopteri; Beloniformes; Adrianichthyidae. Bases 63 to 1184 code for a protein of 373 amino acids. The transcript has 8 exons.
UCUUGUGGAGCCCUGAAGAAACACAAAGCUCUCAUCUCUGCGGAGGCUUGUACUGUGCCAGGAUGGAUGAGAUGGAGAAGUACAAACACCGACUGGAGGUCAUUGCAGAGAAGCGUCGGCUGCAAGAAGAGGAGGACAAAGUCAAAAGAGAAAAGGAGGAGGAGAGGAUAAAACAGCGGCAGCUUAAGAGGAAGUCUUUGAGGGAACAGUGGUUGAUGGACCCGGCUCCUUUGUCCCCGACCUACCAGAACCCCCAGUCCCCCACAAGAUCGGAGGUUGAGAAUACGGAGGAGGAGGACCCAGAGAAACAAGUGGAAGAUGGUCAAACGAAGGCUGUACAAGUAGAAGAUGCCAGAAAUGAACUCGUUCUGCAGAAUGGUGACAAGGAUACAUCGAAACCCGAAUCUCCUGAUGAAGAAGAGAAGCUUAACCAAACCCCAGCAGAGGUUGAAGCUGCGGUUGUUCUGACCAACGGUGGGGGGGUCCCGGACUCAAACGGAGCCUCCGAAGGUGCAGAGAAUGUGAGGGUGGAACCUGGGAUGAAAGUUACUGAUCAGAUUCCAAACCACGAGGAGGAGGAGGAAGGGACCCUGGUGAUGAGAGCCGAAUGCGUGCUCAUCACAGAUGAAGGGGAUGAUGUUUCCCAGGAGCUUACAUCCCAGGAAGAUCAGCAGGGGUCCGUGGAAUCAGACAAAACCCAUCUGCUAGAUCCAGAAGCAGGCGAAGGGGAGGGGGUGGCGGUAAAAACGGAAACGCCUCCAGAAGCUCUGGGGGAAUCGGAGGGAAAAGAGCCACCUGUUGAGCCGCAGUCACUGACACGCCCUCUAGAGGGCGUCACGGUGACUGCAGUGCCGGUCUACACCGAGACACCGCUCCCUAUUAUCAGCCCAGCAAACGAAGAUGCAGCUGCAGCAGACAGAACCGAGCCCGCUGCAGAACCCUCAAACCCUUCCACAGCACUGACACAGUUCCAAGAGGUGCCCCUGACUGGUCCUGAGGACCGGCAAAACAAAGAAUCAGGUCCAGGAGAGCAGGAGCCUCUCCUGGUAAAAGUUGAGGCCUCCAACAGUGCAGACCAGCCGGCAGGCGGGAACAGCACCGCAGGUGCAGAGACACCGGCUCAGAGUCCAGAGGAGAGCAGAACCCCCAAACAGAAAAGCUGCCAGUGCUGCUCCGUCAUGUAAACCUGCUGCCGUCGUCCAUUCCGUCUACAUUCCUACUCUCAUCUUUUUAUGCAUUCUUGCUGCAUUCAUACACUACAUUCACUAACUUCUUCAGCUUUUUUUUUCAAGAAUAAGUCAUCUGUCCAGAAUUAAAGGGCUCUCAUAAACUUUGGUUUUAACCUCGAUAAAUUCUCUUCAUAUUACCAACAAAAACUCCACUCUUUUAUUAAGUUGUAUUGCAUUUUCUUAGUUAACAGAUAAACCUCAAAUAAACCUUAAAAUGUUUUUUAUUGCUGUAUAGACACUUAAAACUGUUUUAUGAAUCUAAAACUGCGAUGUAUCUAAACAUGUUCAGAGAUCUGCAGAGGUUUGUGGAGCACAAUUAGUUUCUUAAAAAAGUUUUUGUAUUUUUUGGGAGAAUAUUUUAUUGGAAAUACUAAUCAGUACAUAUAGGUGGGAUACAAGUUUUAUCUACUUUUUAAAGCUGUUUUGUUUUGUCUGCUUUCUAAAUAAGCGGGCCAGAUUCAGACGAUUGAAAUUCCCUAAAAGUGUGAAAACAUUUGUUGUCGUACAUUAAAGGCUUAACAUUAAAGAGUAAGGUUUGAACGCGCAUAAGUGCUGUAAAUAAAAAUACGUAGAUAUUUGACUUGUUUUUAAGAUUGUUUAAUGAUUAAACUAACAUUUGUGAUACACCAGCUGACUCGUGUGGGCUUUAUCCGGCAUCUCUAGUACAGCAAGAGCGGGAAAAGUUGUUACCAAUUUAACAUUAAAGACCCACUUUAGUGAAAUUAUGUUUUUGGGGUUUUUAACAUAUUCUUGUGGCCUUUUUUUUAACAAUGGAGAGUUUUCCUUGCCCUGUAUGCUAGAAAAUGACACCGGUUUUUGACCCAGGUUAAAAAAAAGCAUAAUUAAAAUUAAAAAAGCACUGGGAAUAAUUUGAAAAUGGAUCCAAAGAUGAUCAGAGAGGGAGUUUGAGGCUUUUUACAUGACUUAUGUACUGAAUAGUUGAUUUUUUUUUUUUUUGUUACAUCUUUUAUACCAGUAGCAUAAACUAUAAUUUAGUUUUUCUUUAGUUUGUAUUCAGUCAAGUUGAGCUGAAUUAUUUUUUUUCCUCUAACAACAUCAAAUUCUAAAAAAUGGUUCUGUUUAAGUAUUUUAGAGAUCAGAUAACAUUUAUUGUGCUGUAUUUGUUUCUGCAGGAUUCAUUUGCUCGCAGUUAAGGUGAAUUUAUGACAUAACUCACAGCUAUCUCAUCUACUGCACGUUAGGAAAUAUUAGAUUCUCAAAACAGGCUUAAGAAUGUAAAAUAUAUUAGAUAUUUUUAUCAAAAUCCGAACUUUAAAGAUUGUAAACUGGUUGACAUAUAUAGUCUUAAACAAGUAAGCGGGUGGCCUUGUUCGCAAGAAAAACUAUCUAAUCAUUUAAAUAUUACAUUCGGGUUUUUUGUUUGUUUGUUUUAUUGUUUUUUUUUCCCUUAAUCAAAAGUCAGUUUUACUUCAAGUGAGGUCUGAAAGAUACUAGAAAUAUUGUCAGAAAAAAAUAAACUUGAUUUAUAAACCACUUUAGUCAGUAGCAAUACAAAGUGCUUUACAGGUUUAAAAUAAAAUCAUGAAACGCACAUUGAAUUUCAGAAUCCCCACCCUAACUAUCAAUUACUUAAAAAAUGAUAUAGUUUAGGACCAUCUAGUGCCUUGUAUUUCAAAAGCAAUUCAGACAUCAUGCUCACUACUUUUUUUUUUUUAAACGGGAGGUAUGACAUCACGAUUUCACAAAUUGAAAAUCCAAUCAAUAAGAGCAUUUUACAACAUCUAUUUAUAAAUCCAUUGUUCUGAAAAUUAAAAAGUUUAAGUAAAAAUUACAUUAAAACACUUUUUUGUAAAAAAAAUUGUGGUCUAUAAAAGAACAUGAGUAAAACUCAGUGUAAAAAGAAAUAACUGUUAUUAAUGUUUUACCACAGAUGGAUCAGUGACUGGCACAUACACAUUUUAAGCUAUAGUUUUUUUUCUUUCUUUUUCAUUUAGGGACAUGUUGAUAUAGCCAAAUUGCUUAAAAUAGUAGAAAUUCAGCUUCAAAGAAUUAUCACAAUAUUCUCAAUGAUAAAUUAAAAAUUCUAAAAAAUAAUUUCUAGUUAGGAGCACUAAGAAAGGGAUUAUGCCAAAGAGGAGAUGUCCACGAUGAUUAAAUGUUUAUAAUCUUUUAUUUCCUGAAUACGAGGCAGUCGUGCCAUCCGAGAAGUUUCUGGUCUUCUGAGUUUAGACUAUUCUGUUCCAGUUAGUCAUAAAAUUCAACCCUUUUUUUAAAAAAAAAUGUUGAAUAAUAUUGCAUUUUGAGCAAUUAUGAAAAUACUCUUCUUUUUUGUCCUGAUUUUUACUUACAAAACACUGGAGUUCAAGAACUGAGACAGCCAGAACGUGAAUCUUGAGUGUAAAUAAUGUCUAUGAACUACGCCCACUCUGUCACUGAACUUUUGACGUUGCAAAACAGUUUGUGAGGCAAAUAUAAACUCUGCAUUAGUCCAGAGCGGCAGAUUGAAAGGAGAAACAUGCUGCGUGUGUUCUUCGCCGUUCUGUCGCUGGUCUCUGUGAGCUUCUCAGCUCCGCUGGACUGUCAGAAGCUGAUCCAGCACUUGGAUGGGUUCGAUCACCUUCAACAUGCUUCUGGAAGAUGGGCGUUGGUUGCAGGCAGUGUGAAAGACAGCAACGGCUUUCUGCUCCAACUUCAAACUACAAAAAGUAUAAGUUUGGAGUUGGGCGAGUCCUCGUUUACCCAGUUUAUCAAAAGUGGCCAUGAAUGCUGGACGUUUUUCUCCAACUUCACCCUGGAAGGCCGCUUUAUGAAGGCGGUGGUAGACGACUCCAACCACACCGUCACCUUCUGGCAGACGUCGUGCUCGGACUGCAGGUUGUUGACUGUUGAAGUGCGCUCCUCGGCGUCCAACUCUGAGGGGAUCUACCUGUUCAGCAGGAGGAGACAGCUGAAGCACGCCGAGAUCUCGGAGUUCAAAAGUCAAGCGGAGUGUUUGAACUUCCCCGCAGUUGUGGAGAUGAAUCCGGAGGAGGAACUUUGUUCUGUCGUUCGGCCCAGAAAUGAAACAUUAAGGACUGAAUGUGACAUUCUGUUAAAAAAAUAUUAACUGAUUGAUUGGAAAGGACCUCCGCCUGAAUCGAGACAUGGAGGUCAACAGCUUUGUCAUCCCUAAUAAAUCUAAAGCUUAAAUCAA